AUGAUAGCAGAGGAUGAAGAAACAAAAGAGAUUAUAAAACGUACUUCUUUACCUAUAGAAUCGCAAAAAGUUUUACCAGGUACUAUCAAAGACGAGGCACCUAAAGUUUCUAUAACGGGCAACCCUAAGAUGAUAUUAUCUUAUGAAAGUCCUUUGCAGUUGACAUGUAAAGUAACUGGACAUCCUAAACCUAAAAUAUUUUGGACAGAUGACUUUGGAUCGACCUUGACAUUUACGGUCACAACAAUAAAGGUGGACUAUCAAUUUGUAAGUGUACUGGAUGUAGAUAUAGUAAAUAAAAACAACACAUACAUUUGUAAAGCUAGUAACAGUAAAGGCAGUGAUGAAAAAAGUGUGAAAGUUGAAAUACCAUAUUAUUUUGAUGUCAUUAAUCUUUCUAAGGAUAAAAAAGUAGAAUAUAAUAAAGAGGAAAAAUUGUACUGCAACGUAAAAGCCAUUCCACCCGCUAAUGUAACUUGGUAUUUAAAUGGAAAAGAAGUUGUUACUGAUGAUAAUUUAAGCAUUUCAUCAGACCAAAUGACUUUACAUAUAAGAGAAAUGAAACCCAAAUAUGUCGGAAAUUUUUUAUGUGAAAUACGAAACAAUAUGAAAAGACUUGUACAUAAUAUACAACUGACAAUAACAGGAGUUGAGGCUCCAAAAAUAGACAAAAAAAUUACUGAAAUCUGUGUAAAUAAAGGAUCCAAUGCAAAAAUUUCCUGCAGGUAG
Papilio machaon (common yellow swallowtail) is the source of this 729-nucleotide messenger RNA. RefSeq names its product leucine-rich repeats and immunoglobulin-like domains protein 1. Gene Ontology annotation, biological process: homophilic cell-cell adhesion; synapse organization. The transcript is spliced from 5 exons. The record is from RefSeq and is a predicted model, not a curated record. Lineage: Eukaryota; Metazoa; Arthropoda; Insecta; Lepidoptera; Papilionidae. Bases 1 to 729 code for a protein of 242 amino acids. Gene Ontology annotation, cellular component: plasma membrane; axon; neuronal cell body. Gene Ontology annotation, molecular function: axon guidance receptor activity.